GCUGAAAGUGUCCAAGGCCAGGUUAAUGGGGCUCGGAGCAACCUGGGAGAGUGGAACGUGACAGGAUUUGGAGCUAGACAAUUUUUCAUUUUCAACCCAAACCAUUCUACUUUUAGCCCUCCCUGUCCAGCCUGAGCUGGGGCUUGUCCUGCUGUCCCACAUCCCCCACUGUGUCCGAGGAUUUUGAAGGACACCACUUCAGGACCCUCUGUGACCAGCGAGGGGGCACAGGGCGGAGGUAAAGGGCACCAGGCACCGUGGUGGUCACGGUGAGGCUGUGACCACCCUGGCACAGGGUUUUGAACCCUUUGGUAUCAGCAGGAGGCAAAUACCCAUUGCUUGGUGGAAAUUCAGAGCAGCUCUUCUGGGUGGGCUCGAGAUUUGCAUGAUAAAAGAAAGAGCAGAGGCAGCCUGGGCCUCUUUUGUUUUCUUUUUUCCAGGCCAGACGUGCUCAGGGCAGAAAUGCUUAAAUGCUUUGGGCAUUUCUCGGAUGUGCUGGGAGGAGCAGCUUAAGUCCUUGACUCCAAAACCAGGUUGCUGCCAGGUCAGCCUGAGACUUAAAUUCGAGUUGAUGUUUGGAUGUGACAGAGUCGCUCUUAAUCCCCUCUGAACCCACUACGAAGGGACAGACAGAGGAACGGGACAUCAUCCACAGACGGCGAACAAGGCACCCCGAGCAGCGCAAACCUGCGGGAGAAGCUCGGCACAGAACCAGCUGAGCAAACACUGGAUGCUGGGGCUGAGCUGUGCUCCAGCCCACACAGUCACAGGAGGGACACCCAGGAUGAGGCUGCUCUUCCCUGCCCUCCUGCUGGCCCUGCUUGCCACCACCCGUGCUGCAGAAGACUCCUGCGAGGGCCGCUGUGAAGAAGGCUUCGAUGCAGGCCACAAGUGCCAGUGUGACACCCUCUGUGUGUACUACCAGAGCUGCUGCAGCGACUACUCCACUGUCUGCAAAGCCAAAGUGACCCGGGGAGAUGUCUUUGCCUUGCCGGAGGACGACUACCUGGACUACAACCUCACCGUCGACUUUGUCACGGAAGAGGUGCCCGUGGCUGACCCCACAGAGCUGCCCACAGCCCCAGUGCUGGUGGAGACCACCCCAGAGAGCAAGCCAAACCCCGAGGAGACACUGACAGAGGUGCCCAGCACCACCCCAGAAGUGUCUGAGGAGCCUGAAGAGCUGUGCAGCGGGAAACCUUUUGAUGCCUUCACCGACCUGAAGAAUGGUUCCCUUUAUGCUUUCCGAGGGAAGUACUUCUAUGAGCUGGACAAGACCAGUGUGAGGCCUGGCUACCCCAAGCUCAUCAGUGAUGUCUGGGGCAUCGAGGGCCCCAUCGAUGCAGCCUUCACACGCAUCAACUGCCAGGGCAAGACUUACCUCUUCAAGGGCACCCAGUACUGGCGCUUUGAUGACGGAGCCCUGGACCCUGGGUACCCACGGGACAUCUCCGAGGGCUUUGAGGGCAUUCCCAACAACGUGGACGCAGCCUUCGCCCUCCCUGCCCACAGCUACCACGGCAAUGAGAGAGUCUAUUUCUUCAAGGACAAGUACUACUGGUCCUACGACUUUGCCCAGCAGCCCACGCAGGCCGACUGCGAGAAGUCCUCCCCCUCCACGGUGUUCAAGCACUACGCCUUCAUGAACCGGGACAGCUGGGAGGAUGUUUUCCAGAUCCUCUUUGGUGGCAGGAUGCCCGGGGCGAACGGCCCGUGGUACAUCAGCCGGGACUGGCGGGGGGUGCCCAGCCGGCUGGACGCUGCCAUGGCCGGCCGCAUCUACGUGGCCUCCCAGGAGCCCCGCAGGAGGAAGUCUCGCCGUCAGCGCAAGAGGUACAACCACCACCGCUCGCUGAAUUUGGGCUUCUGGAGCUGGCUGCACAAUGACCCCGACUCAGCAGGUGUUGAAACGGAUGGGCUGUCGGGCUCCACGUGUGAGAUGCUCCAGAGUGUUUACUUCUUUGUAGGAGACAAGUACUACCGUGCCAACCUGCGCACCAAGCGCGUGGACCUGGUGCGGCCGCGCUACCCCCGCUCCAUCGCCCAGUACUGGCUGGACUGCCCCCAGCCCGGGGAGGAGAGCACCUGAGGGGAUCCCUGGAGCCGCCAGGAGGACAGCCCCAGCUAGACAGAAAUAAACUGUGAGAGCCAUGCA
Taeniopygia guttata (zebra finch) is the source of this 2155-nucleotide messenger RNA. It is a transcript of the gene VTN, whose product is annotated as vitronectin. The record is from RefSeq and is a predicted model, not a curated record. Gene Ontology annotation, molecular function: scavenger receptor activity; extracellular matrix binding; integrin binding. Gene Ontology annotation, biological process: cell adhesion mediated by integrin; immune response; cell-matrix adhesion. NCBI's taxonomy places the organism in Eukaryota, Metazoa, Chordata, Aves, Passeriformes, Estrildidae.